This is a messenger RNA of Mandrillus leucophaeus (drill), 1183 nucleotides long. RefSeq names its product WD repeat domain 53 (gene WDR53). Lineage: Eukaryota; Metazoa; Chordata; Mammalia; Primates; Cercopithecidae. Gene Ontology annotation, molecular function: protein binding. The record is from RefSeq and is a predicted model, not a curated record. The transcript is spliced from 3 exons. The coding region runs from base 73 to 1149 and encodes 358 amino acids.
GGACGCCGGCGGGUGAGGUCAUCACUGGGCGCCGAGGAGGGGAGCGGGAAGAGCAGAGUCUUCGGGACCAUUAUGGCAGUCAAGUGGACUGGCGGACAUUCUUCUCCUGUCCUCUGCCUAAAUGCAAGUAAAGAAGGGCUGCUGGCUUCCGGAGCGGAGGGUGGAGAUCUCACGGCUUGGGGUGAAGAUGGAACUCCAUUAGGACACAUGCGGUUCCAAGGGGCUGAUGAUGUUACCAGUGUCUUAUUUUCUCCCUCCUGCCCCACCAAGCUCUAUGCCUCACAUGGAGAAACCAUUAGUGUACUGGAUGUCAGGUCCCUCAAAGAUUCCUUGGACCAUUUUCAUGUGAAUGAAGAAGAAAUCAAUUGUCUUUCAUUGAAUCAAACUGAAAACCUGCUGGCUUCUGCCGAUGACUCUGGGGCGAUCAAAAUCCUAGACGUGGAGAACAAGAAGGUCGUCAGAUCCUUGAAGAGACACUCCAACAUCUGCUCUUCAGUGGCUUUUCGACCUCAGAGGCCUCAGAGCCUGGUGUCAUGUGGACUGGAUAUGCAGGUGAUGCUGUGGAGUCUUCAAAAAGCCCGACCACUCUGGAUUACAAAUUUACAGGAGGAUGAAACAGAAGAAAUGGAAGGCCCACAGUCACCUGGUCAGCUCUUAAACCCUGCCCUAGCCCACUCUAUCUCUGUGGCUUCGUGUGGUAAUAUUUUUAGUUGUGGUGCAGAAGAUGGUAAGGUUCGAAUCUUUCGGGUGAUGGGAGUUAAGUGUGAACAGGAACUGGGAUUUAAGGGCCACACUUUAGGGGUAUCCCAGGUCUGCUUUCUCCCAGAAUCCUAUUUGCUGCUUACUGGAGGGAAUGAUGGGAAGAUCAUGUUGUGGGAUGCAAACAGUGAAGUUGAGAAGAAACAGAAGAGUCCUACAAAACGUACCCACAGGAAGAAACCUAAAAGAGGAACUUGCACCAAGCAGGGUGGAAAUACUGACGCUUCAGUAACGGAUGAGGAAGAACAUGGCAACAUUUUACCAAAGCUAAAUAUUGAACAUGGAGAAAAAGUGAAUUGGCUCUUGGGUACAAAAAUAAAGGGACACCAAAAUAUAUUAGUAGCUGAUCAAACUAGUUGUAUAUCUGUAUAUCCCUUAAAUGAAUUUUAAAUCCAAUAAAAACAUUUGAAGAAUUGUGGCAAAA